Messenger RNA from Hippocampus zosterae (dwarf seahorse), 1533 nucleotides. Its product is annotated as sperm-associated antigen 6-like. Gene Ontology annotation, molecular function: microtubule binding. Gene Ontology annotation, biological process: cilium movement. Lineage: Eukaryota; Metazoa; Chordata; Actinopteri; Syngnathiformes; Syngnathidae. Gene Ontology annotation, cellular component: microtubule cytoskeleton. The record is from RefSeq and is a predicted model, not a curated record.
AUGAGCAGGGCAGUACUGCAGCCUUUCGAGGAGUACCAGAAGGCCCGCACCCAGUUCGUCCAGACCGUGGCCGAGCUGGCCAUCCGCCCCCAGAAUAUUGAGGCGCUCCAGUCUGCCGGUCUUGUGCUCACCGGCGUUAUGGCUUUGCUAAGGCCCCUUCUGCUGGACAACGUCCCCUGCAUCUCUCAGAGCGCCGCCCUGGCGCUCGGCAGGCUGGCCAGCUACUCCGAAUAGCUGGCCGAGAACGUCGUCAACCACGAGAUCCUCUCCCAACUGGUCUCCUCCCUCAACGAACAAAACCGGUUCUUCAAGAAGGCAGCGGCCUUCGUGCUGCGGGCGGUCGCCAAGCACACCGCCCACCUGGCCAAAGUGGUGGUGGACUCGGGUGCCCUCAACGCUUUGGUGGUGUGCCUGGAGUAGUUUGACCCAAGCGUCAAGGAGGCAGCGGCAUGGGCCCUGUCGUAUGUGGCCAAGCACUCACCCGAACUGGCCCAGAGCGUGGUCGAGGUGGGGGCCGUGCCCCUGCUGAUCCUCUGUAUCCAGGAGCCCGAGCCCAAUCUCAAGCGGAUUUCAGCUAGUGCUCUGAGUGAAAUCUGCAAGCAUAACCAGGAGCUGGCGCAGAGGGUGGUCGACGAAGGCGCCACUCCCUUCCUGGUGCAGCUGAUCAACCACUCCGACGCCCAGCUCAAGCGGCAGGUCUGCUCGUGUCUGGCCAACAUCGCCAGGCACAACCCUGACCUCGCCGAAAGCGUCAUGCACAACGAGAUCUUCCCCAAAAUCCUGUACCGCCUCAAAGACCCUGAUCUCCUGGUCCGGAAGUUCGCGGCCACCUGCAUCCGCGAGAUCGCCAAGCAUUCCGCAGAGCUGUCCAAGCUGAUCUGCAACACCGGCGGGGUGGUGGCCAUCGUGGACUACAUCACCGAGGCGAAGGGCAGUAACGCCUUGCCCGGGAUCAUUACGCUCGGCUACAUCUCGGCCUUCGAGGAGUCGCUGGCCAUGACCGUGAUCGCCAACAAGGGGAUCGCCCCGCUGAAGGACGCAUUGGGCAAGGACAACCCGGACUCAGUGAAGGCCAGCGCGGCCUGGAGCCUUGGGCAAAUCGGCGGGCACUCGCCCGACCACGCGCGGGCGAUGGCCGAGCAGGACGUGCCACGUCUGCUGCUGGAGCUGUACAAGGACGGCAAGUCUAACGAGGAAGUCAAGAAAAAGUCCAAGAAGGCCCUGAAGAGCAUCCUGUCAAUGUGCUCCUACCUGAACGCCCUGGAGCCUCUGAUCAGCGACUGCCCCACCGACAUCCUGCAGUACGUGCUGCACCAGUUCGCCAAAACCCUCCCCCACGAGCACGCCGCCCGGAAAUCCUUCAUCCAAAGCGGCGGGCUCAAAAAAAUCCAGGAGAUCAAGGUCGAGACCGGCAGCAAGCUGCGCCAGUACAUCGACGAGAUCAACGCCCAGUACCCCCAAGAAAUCAUCCAGUACUACUCGCCCGGCUACGAGCAGACUCUCUGGAAGAAGAUGGAAGAGGACAGCAGCUGA